UUUUAAAAAUUGCUGUACAGAAAAAUAAUGAACAACACUAACUUAACACGAAACAGCAUGUUCUUACUGUGUAUAUUCAUCAGUUUCUUUUUAUUUACUUCUACUUCACUUGAAAAUGAAGAAGUUAACGAAAGGCCUAUUAUUGGUGUCGCUGUAAUGGAGACGCUAGACGAAGUCUUAUUAAAAACUUUCCCAAAUUUGCGGGAAAAGUAUUUUGUUCCAGCCAGCUAUGUCAAGUUGAUUGAAAUGACUGGCGCUAGACUGAUUCCGAUAUCAAUUUCAAUGGACGAUCAAAAAGUGAAGUAUAUUUUCAAUUCUGUAAAUGGUUUGCUAUUUCCCGGAGCAGGAAAUAAUUUGAAUGAUUCUGGAUAUUACGAAAUAACUAAAAAACUCUUUAAACUUGCCCUUAAAGCCAACAAGAACGGCGAGGUAUUUCCCAUUCUAGGUAUUUGCCGUGGUUUCCAAGCACUUGCAGUGCAUGUUGAAGGAAAUGAAUCCCCACUUAUCGUCACAGAUUCACAUAGUUAUUCUACUACUGUAAGAUGGAACAGAAAAAGCUUGAAACAUUCAUUUCUCUCAUCGAUGCCGAAAAUGAUGAUACGAGAUAGUGAAACAAAACUAAUCACAUCACACUUUCACAAAUACAGCGUCACUCCAGGUUUUUUUAAACGUUCUUCUAAAUUGAACAGCUUCUUCGAUAUAUUGGCUACAAGUUCUGAUCGCAAUGGGACGAAAUUUGUUUCCGUAAUAGAAGGUAAAAAGUAUCCGUUUUAUGGCAUACAGUUUCAUCCAGAGAAGACCAUGUUCGAAUGGGCAACAGCAAUAUCGAUUCCACAUUCCCCUCAAGCUAUUCGACUUGGACAGUUUAUAGCCAACUCAUUUAUGGAUAAAGUUCGACUAAACAAGAGGCAUUUUUCCAACAGUUCCAUGGAACGUGAAUACGUUAUAGAAAAAUACGAUUUAAUGAGAAUAGAUGAUAUUGACGGUCAUGCUCCGUUCCAAGAAAUAUAUAUUAUUUGAGAAAAUAUUUGUUAAAAAUUUACUAACAAUAAACUUCGUUUUAGUAUACCAACUCGUUUUAAAUUCACUUACCAUUGCUAAUAAUAUUUUUAGCCUUAAGCAAUAUUGUACAGCAAAUUUACUUGUGGUUUUGUAGUAAAAUUAAUUUACUUGUUAUUUAUAUUUAACACUGUUCCUGUACGAGUGAUUAGCCGCAAACCAAUUCUGCCACCUGCAAAGUUUUCUUAUUUUCUUUUUUCACACUAAUAAAUUUACUGUAACAUGCUCGUAUGUUUAUUUGUUGCAUUUGUAUUCGAUUUAUAAAUUUUAUUUAAAUGUAUAAUUAAAUACAUAUACAUGUAUAUAAUUUAAUAUUUAGUUUGAAACUUGUCAUCAAUAUUGUAUGUCAACGUCAACAAAGUGUCACAACUUGCACACGUUGGUUCUAGUUAUCCGGCCAGCCUAAAACCACGUUGCUUAAAAAACAAAAAGUUAUUUAUAGAUGAAACAAAGAAAAUAUUUCAAACUAUAUUCAGGCGUUUUGUUAAGAAAAUUAAGGCUCGGUCAAAAUAACGGUUGUCUUUUAUAAAACGUGUAUGUAAUAUAAAAGUAAAAUUGAAUUAAAAGUAAAAUGAAAAAAUAGUAAACAAAGUAACUAAAAAAGCGUUGAAAAAAAAUAAGUAAGUCACUAACAAUCUCCUCCUCUGCACAAAAUAACUGAUGCAUGUCCACAAAACCGAAAACAAUUUUUUGUGGACAUGCAUCAGUUAGUAAAAGUAAAAUGAAAAAAUAGUAAACAAAGUAACUAAAAAAGCGUUGAAAAAAAAUAAGUAAGUCACUAACAAUCUCCU
Molecule: messenger RNA, 1850 nt
Organism: Hydractinia symbiolongicarpus
Lineage: Eukaryota; Metazoa; Cnidaria; Hydrozoa; Anthoathecata; Hydractiniidae
Product: gamma-glutamyl hydrolase-like
Exons: 2
Coding region: 28-1020 (330 amino acids)
Biological process (GO): tetrahydrofolylpolyglutamate metabolic process
Cellular component (GO): vacuole
Molecular function (GO): gamma-glutamyl-peptidase activity
Source: RefSeq, a predicted model, not a curated record